CCUUGCUUCUUCCGGAACCUUAGGGGAACGGAACGACUUCCGGUUGGUGAUGACAGUUUUUUGUGCAUGCUGCGGAGUGUAGCCCCUUUCAAACUUUGUAUCACAUCUGAACCGCCAACAUGGGAAUCUUGGAUAAAAUCGCGGAAAUUGAGCGUGAAAUCGCUCGGACACAGAAAAACAAAGCCACUGAGUACCAUCUGGGUUUGCUCAAGGCCAAGCUCGCCAAGUACAGAGCUCAGCUCCUGGAGCCCAGCAAAACAGCGGGGGUCAAAGGCGAUGGCUUUGAUGUCAUGAAAUCAGGAGAUGCUCGUGUUGCUCUUAUCGGUUUCCCAUCUGUGGGUAAGUCCACCUUCCUCAGUUUGAUGACAUCAACCGCCAGUGAAAUUGCUAACUACGAGUUCACCACUCUCACCUGCAUACCCGGUGUCAUAGAGUACAAAGGGGCCAACAUCCAGUUGCUCGAUCUGCCAGGAAUCAUCGAGGGUGCUGCCCAAGGUAAGGGUAGAGGUCGGCAGGUCAUUGCUGUUGCCAGGACAGCAGACGUCGUCAUCAUGAUGUUGGAUGCCACCAAAGGAGAUGUUCAGAGAGAACUGCUAGAAAAAGAGUUGGAGUCGGUGGGCAUCAGACUCAACUGUUCGAAACCCAAUAUUUAUUUCAAGCCCAAGAAAGGCGGCGGCCUCUCCUACAACUCCACAGUUCCUCUCACCCAAUGCUCAGAGAAGCUCGUGCAGCUCAUCCUUCACGAAUACAAAAUCUUUAACGCAGAAGUCCUCUUCAGGGAGGACAGCACACCAGACGAGUUCAUCGAUGUCAUCGUCGGGAACAGAGUUUACAUGCCUUGCCUAUAUGUAAGUCCAUACUGGAUCAAAGAAAGACAUUAUUCCGGAAAGCCAAACAGAGAGCAACAUUCCUAUCCCAAAAUUGCUGUUUUUAUGAACAUUUUCAACCCAUAAAA
Notothenia coriiceps (black rockcod) is the source of this 955-nucleotide messenger RNA. RefSeq names its product developmentally regulated GTP binding protein 2 (gene drg2). Gene Ontology annotation, molecular function: GTPase activity; GTP binding. Bases 120 to 953 code for a protein of 277 amino acids. NCBI's taxonomy places the organism in Eukaryota, Metazoa, Chordata, Actinopteri, Perciformes, Nototheniidae. The transcript is spliced from 9 exons. The record is from RefSeq and is a predicted model, not a curated record.